Molecule: messenger RNA, 3155 nt
Organism: Artibeus jamaicensis (Jamaican fruit-eating bat)
Lineage: Eukaryota; Metazoa; Chordata; Mammalia; Chiroptera; Phyllostomidae
Gene: LDB1
Product: LIM domain binding 1
Exons: 11
Coding region: 359-1588 (409 amino acids)
Biological process (GO): negative regulation of transcription by RNA polymerase II; positive regulation of transcription by RNA polymerase II; nervous system development
Cellular component (GO): nucleus; transcription regulator complex
Molecular function (GO): LIM domain binding
Source: RefSeq, a predicted model, not a curated record
AUAGCGGGAGGGAGGAGUGGGAGACGGGAGCGAGCGGCGGCGGCGGCGGCGUUGGCAGCGAGAGCUCACAGACACGCACACGCGCACACACAGACACACACUCGGGGGACGCACACCCGCGCGCACACACGCAGAGGCAGCUCGCCUUCCUGCCUGGCUUCCUUCCUGUCUGCUCCGCGCCUGACAGGCUCCUCGCUGCAGCUAGGGCCCGCCCGCAUAGGGCAGAGGCCGGGCCUGGCCGGGCCGGCGGCGAGGGCAGCGGGGGCCGCAGGCGGCGGCGGCGGCUCAUGCCCGGCUUGUCCCCGCGCGGGGCGGGCACCGUGACUCGGCUGGGCCCCCAGCGGCGGGCGAUGUGAAGAUGUCAGUGGGCUGUGCCUGUCCUGGUUGUUCCUCAAAGUCAUUCAAGCUGUACUCACCGAAGGAGCCCCCGAACGGCAACGCCUUCCCCCCAUUCCAUCCGGGCACCAUGCUAGAUCGGGAUGUGGGCCCAACCCCCAUGUAUCCACCGACAUACCUGGAGCCUGGGAUUGGGAGACACACACCAUAUGGAAACCAAACUGACUACAGAAUAUUCGAGCUUAACAAACGGCUUCAAAACUGGACAGAGGAGUGCGACAAUCUCUGGUGGGAUGCUUUCACAACUGAGUUCUUUGAGGAUGAUGCCAUGUUAACCAUCACUUUCUGCCUGGAGGAUGGACCAAAGAGAUACACCAUUGGCCGGACCCUGAUCCCACGCUACUUCCGCAGCAUCUUCGAGGGGGGUGCUACGGAGCUAUACUAUGUGCUUAAGCACCCCAAGGAGGCAUUCCACAGCAACUUUGUGUCCCUCGACUGUGACCAGGGCAGCAUGGUGACCCAGCACGGCAAACCCAUGUUCACCCAGGUAUGUGUGGAGGGGCGGUUAUACCUGGAGUUCAUGUUUGACGACAUGAUGCGGAUAAAGACAUGGCACUUCAGCAUCCGGCAGCACCGGGAGCUCAUCCCCCGCAGCAUUCUUGCCAUGCACGCCCAGGACCCCCAGAUGUUGGAUCAGCUCUCCAAAAAUAUCACACGGUGUGGGCUGUCCAAUUCCACUCUCAACUACCUCCGACUGUGUGUGAUACUCGAGCCCAUGCAGGAGCUCAUGUCCCGCCACAAGACCUACAGCCUCAGCCCUCGUGACUGCCUCAAGACCUGCCUUUUCCAGAAGUGGCAGCGUAUGGUAGCACCCCCCGCGGAGCCCGCCCGGCAGCAGCCCAGCAAACGGCGGAAACGGAAGAUGUCAGGGGGCAGCACCAUGAGCUCUGGGGGCGGCAACACCAACAACAGCAACAGCAAGAAGAAAAGCCCAGCCAGCACCUUCGCCCUCUCCAGCCAGGAUGUGAUGGUGGUGGGGGAGCCCACCCUGAUGGGCGGGGAGUUCGGGGACGAGGACGAGAGGCUCAUCACCCGGCUGGAGAAUACCCAGUUUGACGCAGCCAACGGCAUUGACGACGAGGACAGCUUUAACAACUCCCCUGCCCUGGGCGCCAACAGCCCCUGGAACAGCAAGCCUCCAUCCAGCCAAGAAAGCAAAUCGGAGAACCCCACAUCACAGGCCUCCCAGUAAAGGCUUCACCAGGGCCACCCAGCGCUCUGCCUGCCUGCCCCACCCCUUGAAGCCCCAGGGAGCAGAAGACAGAAUGAAGAGACUGAGCAUCUAAAAUGGGCAGCCUCCAUCCACCCACUUCAGGGAGGAACUGGACUCACUGGGGGCAGGUGCCAAGAUUUGCCCCGCAGUGGCUCUGGGCUGGGCCUGGCCUCUGCAGAGCCUUUUGGGGGAAGGAGGUACUCAUGUGGAUGUCUGUGUGGACCCUGGGCCUCUGAGAAAUGUCCUGACCACCCCCCAGAGCAUUUGCCUCCAUCCUCACCCCAUGGGUUCCCCAUCCUCCUGACUCAACCCUCUUCGAGCCUGGGCUGUCUAUCCUCACAGCCCUUAGGGACAUAAAGUUAUGGCGCUUGGUUGAGUGCCCUUCCCCAGACCCUCCCCCUAGGUGGCUGGAAGUAGAGGGGUAAAGCUCUGGCCUCCUCCUCUCUUCCACCACCUAUCCCAGCUCCAAGUUUUUAAAAAAAUAAUAUUAUUAAAAAUGUAAGUUAAAAAAAUCACUCAUGUCCCCCCCCCCUCCUCUUCCCCUUAUUAAAAGUCCAGCUACCUCCCUAUGCCUGGCAGAUGCAGGGUUUGGGGCCCAGGUGGAGGUGAGAGUAUCGGUAGGGUAGGGGGGUAUAUGUUACCAUUUUAUAUAGUUUGAGAGCUUCAGACCAAGGAGACACUUCGCCAUCUCUCUUCCCUUUGCCUCUGGGAUAACUGGAGUUGGGAAGGCAUGCCAUGGGGUAGGGGGCCAUUGCUUUGGAACAGCUCCCAGCUGUUGUCUCUGUUUCCCCAUCCUCCAGGACGCUUGCUCGUAACUCCCUCAGUCCCAGCACCGCAGUCCUCUGCCGUCCCCCACCUGUGUGUAUAUUCGUUACAAGCCUCCGCUAAAGCAGCUGUCUUGGAUGGGGCAGGAGGAGGCUCCCUCCCUUGGGGAGUAUGGAGGGAAGGAGCAGCCCAGUUUGUCACUGUGUUUUUUGUUUUGUCUCAGUUGGGUAGGCAUGGCUUAGGGGAAGGGCUCAUCCACUCCCUCAGAUUGCAAAUCUAGUCCUCCCCUGCUCUCCACAGUGGGGAGGGAGCCACUGAGGGUGUCCCACCUCUAAGCUGGAAGCAUUAGGGCUCUGUUCCCCAGCUGAAGUAGAGGGUGUUCAUCUUCCCAAAUCCCCUCCAGUCUUUGCUCUCAUAGAAGGGAGGGGAAAGCUGCCAGAGCCCUCAGCUGUACUGCAGUUGGACACGUGGAGGUUCAGGGCCCAGGGUGAGGCCAAGAGUAGGGCCCCAUGAGUCUGGGGCCAGCUCUGGCUUUGUUGCCUUUUCCUGUGGUGAGUUCCAGAAGUGCUAGUACCACCUAUCUUCCCAGUCCUUCUUCUGGAUUCUGGGGCUCUUUCCACUCUGUUUCCUUCACUUUAGUUGCCACUGCUGGAGGGGUGUUGUGUCAGGAGCUGAGGGAAGGGAUGGGGAAGAGGGAUGGCCCACUCCAACUGUAAUGCCUUUUUUUCCCUCCAUUUGAGUCAUGUAUGGUACUGAUCAAUAAAGAGACUUUUCAGUUUGA